AUGGAACCAGCAAUGCGUUAUAAGUCAAUUUUUGAUGGCCCAAAAAUUAUUCGUUUCAGGCGACCCAAACUCAGUCUGCAACAGUUGAACGAGCUCACACCUGGAGAGUUUCAUAAAACGUUCGAAAAUGUAAUCGAAUGUUGGCCGGAAGCUGCAAUAUUCUGUUCAGCACUAUUGCCCUUCAAAAGUUUCGUCACACUGGUUGCUGCCUUUGAAAACUAUCUCGAACGCUUACCGGCCGAUACUAAGCUGAAAAUACUAAGACUUUAUCCCGAUUUGGCUGGGAAAAUGCUCGACACUAACCAACUGUCGGAGGAUUCAUCGAACGAGCAUGCAUCGGUAGGGCUAGAUAACUUAUCGCCAGAGGACAAAAGGACACUAACGGAUCUAAAUGAAAGUUACAAGGCCAAGUUUGGCUUUCCGUUUGUGGUUUGCGUUCGUGAGGCAUCCAAGUUUGAAGUUAUUCUUCGAAGUGUGUCGGAAAGAAUUCAUCACACCGCAGAACAGGAGCUGGCCAUUGCUUUGGGUGAAGUGAAGAAAAUUUGCCGCUUGCGCAUCUUGCAGGUGGUUGAUAAUUUGUGAACAUGUUGAGGAGGUAAG
Anopheles maculipalpis is the source of this 600-nucleotide messenger RNA. Its product is annotated as 2-oxo-4-hydroxy-4-carboxy-5-ureidoimidazoline decarboxylase-like. NCBI's taxonomy places the organism in Eukaryota, Metazoa, Arthropoda, Insecta, Diptera, Culicidae. Gene Ontology annotation, biological process: allantoin metabolic process. The transcript has 3 exons. The record is from RefSeq and is a predicted model, not a curated record. The coding region runs from base 1 to 582 and encodes 193 amino acids. Gene Ontology annotation, molecular function: carboxy-lyase activity.